Molecule: messenger RNA, 939 nt
Organism: Nycticebus coucang (slow loris)
Lineage: Eukaryota; Metazoa; Chordata; Mammalia; Primates; Lorisidae
Product: olfactory receptor 2B11-like
Exons: 1
Coding region: 1-939 (312 amino acids)
Biological process (GO): G protein-coupled receptor signaling pathway
Cellular component (GO): membrane
Molecular function (GO): G protein-coupled receptor activity; olfactory receptor activity
Source: RefSeq, a predicted model, not a curated record
AUGUCACUAAUUAAUGAAAGCCACCCUGAAGAGUUUAUUCUACUAGGCUUUGCUGACCGGCCUUGGCUAGAGCUUCCUCUGUUUGUCAUUCUUCUCAUAACAUACCCCAUGGCUAUAAUGGGAAAUAUCGCCAUCAUUCUGGUGUCCAGGUUGGAUUCUCGUCUUCACAGCCCCAUGUAUUUCUUCCUCACCAACCUCUCCUUUUUGGAUAUGUGUUACACUACAAGCAUUGUCCCUCAGAUGCUUUUUAACCUGGGAAGCUCUAAGAAAACCAUCAGCUAUAUGGGUUGUGCAGUUCAGCUUUAUUUCUUUCACAUAAUGGGGGGCACAGAAUGUUUGCUCUUGGCUAUUAUGUCCUUUGAUCGCUAUGUGGCCAUCUGCAGACCCCUGCACUAUACCCUCAUCAUGAAUCAACGCAUCUGUAUUCUCUUGGUAUCCACGGUGUGGCUGAGUGGAGUAACCUACGCUGUCACAGAGGCCACUGUUACCUUACAAUUGCCACUAUGUGGUCUCAAUAAACUGGAUCACUUGGUGUGUGAGAUUCCUGUUCUGAUAAAGACUGCCUGUGGGGAAAAGGGUGCAAAUGAGCUCACACUCUCUGUGGUAUGCAUUUUUAUGUUAGCCCUUCCACUAUGUUUAAUUCUUGCUUCCUAUGCUAGUAUUGGACAUGCUGUACUUAAGAUUAAAUCUUCUGAGGGAAGGAAAAAGGCUUUUGGGACAUGUUCCUCCCAUCUCAUGGUAGUGUUCCUAUUUUAUGGCCCAGCCAUUAGCAUGUACCUUCAGCCUCCCUCCUCCAUUUCAAGAGACCAGCCUAAGUUCAUGGCUCUCUUUUAUGGAGUGGUAACUCCUACCCUCAACCCCUUCAUCUACACCCUGAGGAAUAAGGAUGUAAAGGGGGCAUUAAGCACCCUGAUGAGGAGUAUUUUCACCUCCAAGUGA